Molecule: messenger RNA, 951 nt
Organism: Cheilinus undulatus (humphead wrasse)
Lineage: Eukaryota; Metazoa; Chordata; Actinopteri; Labriformes; Labridae
Product: olfactory receptor 6N2-like
Exons: 1
Coding region: 1-951 (316 amino acids)
Biological process (GO): G protein-coupled receptor signaling pathway
Cellular component (GO): membrane
Molecular function (GO): G protein-coupled receptor activity; olfactory receptor activity
Source: RefSeq, a predicted model, not a curated record
AUGGAAAACAGCACUAACCCCCCUUUUUUUAACCUCACCAUGUUUAUUAACAUCGGCAACUACCGCUACCCCACAUUUAUCUUGUGCUUCCUGUUAUUUGCUUUCAUCAUUUCAGCCAAUCUUGUCAUUAUUGUGGUCAUAACACUUGAGAAGACUUUACACCAGCCUAUGUAUAUCUUUAUCCUGUGUUUGUCUGUUAACUCUGUGUACGGCUCCACCGGCUUCUUCAUCAGAUUCCUGAGAGACCUCCUGUCUGACAGCCACCUGAUUCCACGAGCAGCCUGUUUGACUCAGGUCUAUGUCAUUUACACCUAUGCUUCCUAUGAGCUCACGCUCUUAGGGAUUAUGGCGUAUGAUCGCUAUAUUGCCAUAUGUCAGCCGUUACAUUACCACACCAAAGUCACCACUAAGAUGAUCGCCAUUUUGGUUUCUGUUGCAUGGAUCUAUCCUGCUAUUUCUGUCUUUGCUUGUGUGUAUUUGGCCUCUAGACUUCCGUUAUGUGGAAAUAAGAUACCAAAGGUGUUCUGUGCAAACUGGCCCAUUGUGAAGCUGUCAUGUAUCUCUACAGCUCUGAAUAACCUUGUUGGCAUGCUUGUGUCAGUAACCACGGUCUUCUGUCCCCUGGCGUUUGUCUUGUACACAUACACCAGAAUUAUCCUCCUCUGUAGAAAUCAAUCCUCAGAGUUUAAGAGUAAAGUCAUCCAGAGCUGUCUGCCACACAUCAUCACGUUUGUCAAUUAUUCCAUCACUGUGUUUUGUGAUGUUGCCCUCAGCAGAGUGGAUCUAGAGGAGCUGAAUCCGUUUCUUGCUGUUAUUUUAUCCCUGGAGUUCGUGGUGAUUCCUCCUAUUUUGAAUCCUCUCGUCUACGGCCUGAAGUUACCAGAGAUUAGAAAAGUCAUUCUAAGGAUGGUUUCAUGCUCAAAAGCCAGGAUAAAACAUAUUGAAUCUUAA